GAAGAGGUUGGGAGAAAGGAUAGAUGGAAGGAAAGGCUUGCUUAGUCUAAUAUUUAGACCCAAGUGUCCCUCAUAUCAGUAAACAUGUGGUUGGAAUAUAUUUAUCAGUGGAAGCUGUAGCUCUUCACUUUGGAGCUAUAAAAUAAAGCAGUUGUCAGCUGGGGGGACACUUAUUUUAAAAUGUUUUCAGUUUUAAGAUACUAGAUACUAGGUCUGGUUUCAUCUGCACUGUUCACAUCUCAGUACUCACGUCAUGGGUAUAGCAUUGAUCUUACACCCUUGCCACAGACUGCUGGUGGAAGUUGCUGAGAAGACCAAUGAAGACCUCACAUGCACAGCUCAUUGCCUGAUAUCUAAAGUGGGGAAAAAGACCGCCUGAACUCCACCAUCAGAGGAAUAAACAGAAAAGAAGAGAAAACUCAGAGACAUGUUGCAGUGUCGAGUGAAUUUCCUGGACGACACCCACUUUGUGUGGGAGCUGGAGAGAAAUGCAGUGGGACAGGAUCUCUUCAGUAAAGUUUGUGAACACCUUGACCUGCUGGAGAGGGAAUAUUAUGGUCUGGUCAUGUGGGAUUCUCCUAGUACCAGGGUAUGGCUGGACUGUGCUAAAGAGAUCCGGAAACAGAUAAGAAGUCCAGUAGCUGAAUUCUUUUUCAGUGUCAAGUUUUACCCACCUGAUCCCUCAAUUCUGGCUGAGGACAUCACUAGAUAUCUCCUGUGUCUUCAGCUGAGGAAAGAUAUUCUGAUUGACCGACUGCCCUGUCCAUCAGACAUCUUGGCUCUGUUGGGUUCAUACACAGUUCAGUCAACACUUGGUGAUUACGACCCAAAUCUCCACAAGAACAACUAUGUCAGUAAAAUUGUUCUUGCACCCAAUCAGAGUGAAGAGCUGGAGGAGAGAGUGAUGGAACUGCAUUCCACAUACAGAUUUAUGAGUCCUGCCCAGGCAGAUAUGCUUUUCCUUGAGAACGCCAUGGGGCUCCCCAUGUAUGGAGUGGACCUGCAUCCUGCCAAAGAUGUCAGUGGUGCAGAUGUGAUGCUCGGUGUGUGCUCUGAGGGACUGAUAGUUUAUGAAGAUGAGAUAAAAACAAAUGUUUUCCACUGGCCCAGAGUUAAUAAAAUCUCCCACAAACGCAGCACCUUUCUUCUCAAGAUGCGUCCUUUUGAGGAUGAGCCUGAUGGUGUCAUCAGCUUUAGUUUGGCCAACUACCGAGCCUGCAAACAACUGUGGAAAUGCUCUGUGGAGCAUCAUAGUUUCUUCAGGAACAGACUUCAAGACACAAAGGCACAACGGCUCCUGACCUUGGGUUCAAGGUUCCGCUACCAUGGACGCACUCAGUCUGAGUGUCUGGAGGCCAGUGGCAACAUCACGCGAGCUCCUCCACGAUUUACACGUUAUAUCAUCAAGAGAAAAGAAAAUGAUGAAAUUCUUGAUAUUCUAAAGCAACCAGUUCGAUCUGAGUUUGACGACUGGUUCCUGGUCUAUGGUCCAGACAAAUGGCGCAUUUCUACAUUAGAUGAUGUGAUGCUGGAAAGCCAAAAGCUGCAGGAGUGGAAGCGUCAUGCAGAUGAUUGGUGUGUCCUCUUUGACGGCAGCCCAUUUUCAGUAUCAGGCAUCCAGCAGCCUUUUCAAACUAAAGAACAGAGAGAGGACGUGGAUGUCGUUGAGGGGUCAGAUGAGAGGCUCACAGAUGAGCUUGUGAUAAAACAAUCAUAUAAACUUCAGGUGGUCCAGGAGGGGUCUGAUGUUAUUGAGAAAGAGCAUCCUGAUUUUGAAUUGAAACCUCUAAAGGAGACACUAAGAGAGGAAGUACUAGAAGUCAAUGGAGAAAGAAUACAGAGGGUAGUAAUCACUAAACAAUGGACACAGGAGGUCAACUCUUUGGUGGAAUCACAAGUAGAUGUAGAGAAAAAGGUAGAGAGCAUGGAGAUGGUAGAAAGACGUGUAAUGGUCACUGAAGAGAAGAAAUUGGUUUCUGGGGACACUUUUGAGAGACUGGAAAUCAUGGAACAGAGACUAGAGGAGGUGGAGGCUAUCGAACGAAAGCUAGUUGAGGUGGAAGAACUGAGGGUUGGAUUACAGGAAGUGGAAAGUUUGGAACAAAGGUUGCAGCAAGUUGAAAAGGAGGAGCUUCAACAGGCGGAGACAGAUGAUUGGUACAUUUUACUAGAUCGCAGGCCAUUGAUGCUCACUCCUAGUCCAACAGGAAGAGUUCAGGAAGAGUUGCAACAAAGUGUAUAUAUCCCUAAACCAUUGAAGAAAGAUGAUGAUUGGUACAUACUAUUCGAUGUGCUCCCACAAACGAUGGAGAUAUCGCGUCCCCUUCCAGAUGUGAGCAGCUCCAUUCUUGAAGAAUAUCAGGCUGAAGAAGAGAAGAGAGAGGUAGAAAGGAAAAUACAGCAAGAGCUGGUGCCACCGGAGAAGCCAAAAACACAGACUAGAGAGGAGGUGAUUCAGAGCAGAGUGAAAACAGAGGAGGUACAGAAUGAAUAUAAGGAGCAGGUGACAGUGGAUUAUGGGAGACCACAGACAGUUGUUCUUGAGCAGAGAGCAGCAGAGCCUCAAACAGAUGAAGAGAACGACUGGUUUGUCGUUUUGGAUGGUUUUCCUAAAAGAUCAGUGCCUUCUGUUGAGCUGUAUGAAGAGACCAGAGAGGAUGUAAUCCGGAGCAUAGUGAGAACAGAGCAGAUAAAACAACAGGAACAGGUGACAGUGGAUUAUGGGAGACCACAGACACUUAUUCUGGAGCAGAGGACAGAACAACCUCAAAGAGACGUGAAGGAUGAUUGGUUCAUCAUUUUUGAUAUUUCUCCAAAAGGAUCAGUGCCCUUGACUCCACAUCUGCAAAGCCCAACUGUAGACCUGUAUGAGGAGAUCAGAGAGGUGAUUCAGAGCAGAGUGAGAACUGAGGAGGUGCAGAUAAAACAACCGGAGCAGGUGACACUGAUAGAUGGCAAACCACAGCAAGUUAUUCUUGAGCAAAGAGCAGCACAACCUCAAAGAGACGUGAAGGACGACUGGUUCAUCUUGUUUGAUGUUUCUCCUGACGAAUCAGAGACCUUGGUGUAUCCACAGCUGCAAGGCACAUCUGUUGAGCUUUAUGAGGAGACCAAAGUGGAGGUGAUUGAGAGCAGAGUGAGGACAGAGGAGAAAGUGACCGAGGUGAUGACCGUAAGCACUAAAGAACAAAUAAUAGUACCAGAGAAGAAGAGGACAAGCAUCAUACAAAUACCACAGUUUCCAGUGGUGCCCAGGGAAAUUGAUGACGACUGGUUUCAGCUUUUUGACAAAGUGCCUUAUGAGCAGAAGAGUUUUCCAUCAGAGACUCGCAUUGUGUCUGUGGCUCCUUUGGAGGCUGAAGAAAAGAGAACUGUGGAGAGGAGAAAAGAGGAGGUGCAGAUAAAACAAGAGGAGCAGGUGACAGUGAAUUAUAGAAGGCCAGAGCCACUUACUCUGGAACAGAAGGCAGCAGAGCCUGAAAGAGACAUAGAGGACGACUGGUUCAUCAUUUUUGAUGUUUCUCCUAAAGAAUCAGUGCCCUCAUCUCCACGGCUGCGAGGCACAUCUGUUGGGCUUUAUGAGGAGACCAGAGAGGAAGUGAUUCAGAGCAGAGUGAGGACAGAGGAGAAAGUGACUGAGGUGAUGACCGUGAGCACUAAAGAACAAAUAAUAGUACCAGAGAAGAAGAAAACAAGCAUCAUACAAACCCCACAGUUUCCAGUGGUGCCCAGAGAAGUUGAUGACGACUGGUUUCCGUUUUUUGACAAAGUGCCUUAUGAGCAGAAGAGUUUUCCAUCAGAUGUCAGUGGCAUAGAUUUUGAGGUCCGUGAACCCACCAAAGACCCGAGAGUUCAGACGGUGGUGGAGCAGCAGAUGAGAGAGAGAAGACUGAUCACGGAAGAAAAGAGAGUGGUCAUUGAUGAGCGCAGAAAGAGAGCUGACAUUGUUCCGCAGAGGAAUCCCACUGGGGUUCAGGAAGUUGAUGAUGACUGGUUUGAGCUUCUGGACACAACACCUUCUGAGAAGAGGAGCAUCCCUUCAGUGGUCACUGAAGAGCGCAGGAUUAAAGAACAAGAGGACAGAGUGAGACAGCAGGAGAUGAGAGUGAAAGAGGAGGAGAAGACGAGACUAAGAGAACAAGAGAAGCGAAAACUGGAGCUGGAAGUCAGAAGAGCUCAACCAUCUAUUACUCUGGCAACAGAAGUACAGCCUCAGAUUGAAGCAGAAGACGACUGGUACAUUCUUUUUGAUGUUUCACCAAAAGAAACAGUUUUCGCAGAUGUCCUUAAAGUGGACAGGAGGGCUGAGGAAGAGAAGAGGAGAAGGGAAGAAGAGAGGAGGAAACAAAUAAGAGUGGACGAAAGACCAAAAAGGCCAUCUGUACCUGUGGAAAGACCAGUACAGUUGCAGACAGAAGUGGAGGAUGAUUGGUUUACACUUAUGGGCAUUUCCCGUAAAGAUUAUUUUCCCGCUCUUCCACGCACACCUGUUAUUUCCCCAGUGGCUCCGCCAAAACCCCGCCCACAGAUCCCAGCUGACCAACCACUGACAUCCACUCCGACCGCACAACCUGUGUCCAUUACAAAAACCCAUCAGGAGAGGACAAAAGACACCCUGAACAUUACACUGGAGUCUGAGGCUGAGACUGAGUCUGUGCUCAUGAGGAGGUCACAGACAUGGACAAAGAGAAUUGAAGGAGAGAACAUUUAUGUUCGUCACAGCAUUCUGAUGCUGGAGGUUUGUGAAGAUUGUGAUAUAUCCCAAGAGAUGAUAUUGAAGCACAACGCCAGCAUUAAUGUACUUAAACGUGACUUUAUGGAGGUCAAGCAAGAUUUCGGACCCACUGAAUGGGACAGACGUCUCUCGUCAUACUCGCCUACUGGCAAAGCUCAGCUCCCCCAUGCCAACGGCGAGAUACUCGUCAGAAUGGGCUUAAUUGAAGAUGAUGAAAAAACAGUCUUGUUUCGCCAACAAGAAACAAUAUAUCUUUGAAUUCAAACUGCCUGAACAUUUCAUUUCUACGCACUUGCUGAAUCACUUGCUUAAUCAUUGCUGAAACGUUCAAGGAUGUGAAUGUGUGGAAAAAGAAACGCUUCGCAUGUUUUAUAGAAUAUAAUCCUCUUUUGACAUUUUCAUCAAAUUGAUCAGUGUAAUUUAAAAUUGUUGAUAGUCAACUAUGUACUACAUCAAAAGACAGGCCAGUUUUGUAAAGUCUGGACCCCAUAUCUGGACUAUUUGGAACCUGGUCUUCGCCCUAUUAUAUUACAAGGAAUAUUGUAACUCUCUGGACUUUGGACUUUCUUUGUCCUUUUCUUUAUCUUUUUGAAAUAUGUUUUUUUUCUAACCUGUUAUAUUAUGGUGUAGUCCUGUUUUAUAUAUAAAUCUGAGCAAUUUGUUGUUGUUGUUGUUUUUGAGGUGUUGUUGUUUUUCUUUUGGUGAUGUCUUGUUAUAUUUGUAUUAUAAUGAAAACUCAAUAAACAUAAUUAUUAAAAAAAAAAAAAA
This is a messenger RNA of Ctenopharyngodon idella (grass carp), 5503 nucleotides long. RefSeq names its product erythrocyte membrane protein band 4.1b (gene epb41b). Gene Ontology annotation, molecular function: cytoskeletal protein binding. Gene Ontology annotation, biological process: cortical actin cytoskeleton organization. The transcript has 28 exons. NCBI's taxonomy places the organism in Eukaryota, Metazoa, Chordata, Actinopteri, Cypriniformes, Xenocyprididae. Gene Ontology annotation, cellular component: cytoskeleton; plasma membrane. The record is from RefSeq and is a predicted model, not a curated record. Bases 428 to 4993 code for a protein of 1521 amino acids.